This is a messenger RNA of Arabis nemorensis, 882 nucleotides long. The record is from the annotation of a GenBank genome assembly. Lineage: Eukaryota; Viridiplantae; Streptophyta; Magnoliopsida; Brassicales; Brassicaceae.
AUGAGUUCAGGCUUUGAUCUCACUGUUCUUGAAGAACUAACGUCAAAUGCGAAGCAAAUACAAGACGAUGUAUUGACAGAGAUACUCAAGGCUAACGCAAACACUGAGUACCUCCGAGGUUUUCUCCAUGGGAGCUUUGAUACAGAUCUGUUCAAGAAUAACGUACCGGUCGUGACCUAUGAAGAUUUUAAGCCUUAUAUCGAUCGCGUCAUGAAUGGAGAACCCUCGGAUAUCAUUUCAGGCAAUCCCAUUACUAGGUUUUUCCCAAGCUCUGGAAUUUCAAGUGGGAAUCCAAAGAAAUUUCCUGGGAACGACAUUUUCUUUGACAAGGUUAUAUUCGUCUCUGCUCUACGCUCGCUCGUUAUGGCCAAGCAUUUCGAAGGUUUUAAGCAAGGAAAGAUGCUUAACUUUAUUUUCACUUCAAGUAUGUACUGUCAACCUCUCUGUGGUCUUGUCCAGAGAGAUGAGGUUUUAAGUGUUGGUGCUAUCUUUGUUUCUGUCUUGGUUCAAGCAAUCCAUUUUCUUGAGGAUUACUGGAAAGAGUUGUCUAGUAAUAUCAGGUUUGGUCGUGUUAGCGAGUGGAUCACUGACCUUAGUUGUAGAGACUCUGGCUCUAUGAUCCUUGGAGAACCAAAUCCUGAUUUGGCUGAUCUAAUCGAACACAAGUGCGGACAGCAAUCUUCAGAAGGUAUUAUUUCACGACUUUGGCCUAAAACCAAAUUCAUCGAAGGUAUUGUUACAGGAAAUUUGGCUCAAUAUAUCCCAACAUUGGAGUUCUACUCUAAUAAAUUGCCUAUAGUUUCCACAACUUAUGCGUCUUCUGAAACAUAUUUCGGGAUAAAUGUGGAUCCUCUAAGCAAACAUGUACCUAACGCUUAUUGA